AUGUCGCUGACUCUGGGCCUCGUGCAGAACGGCAGCAGAAGCUGGACGGGCUCGAUGGUCGACCUGAACGAGACCGCCUACCGGCGCAGUGAACUAUCGAGCGGCCCGAUGCUGCUGCGCCGACGGCUCGCCAGAUACGCCUCCGCCCCCGCGUCUGCGUCCGGCUCCGUCGCCUCGAGGCCCGUCAAACACGCCGACCUCGAGGCCGACGGCGACGGCGAGGAGAGCGUCGCGUCCGGCACCUGGCGCCCCAUUCCGCCGGUCGAUUACGCCUGGCAGAGCUCCGAGAGCGACGGCGACGGCGACGACGACGACGACGACGACGACGAGGAGGAGGGGGCGGGCAGCCGAGCGACGCGGCCCGCCUCGCCGCACUGGUACUGGCUGGACGGAUUGCGCGAGUACGUCGGCCUCUCGGGCCUGUUGCGACGGAAACUGGCGAGCGCGUUCGCCCAUCGCGACCCCACGCCCCGGUCGGGCCAAGUCGCCCCGGACCCGGCGCCCCAUUCGGCCGUGCGCGGGUCACCCGAUUCCAGCCUGUUCGUGUCCGGGCCGACGGACGGCCCGGAGACGGGAGAGCCGGACUCGCCGGAGGCGGGCGAGUCGGGCCGGGCGAGGCCGGUGUCGGGGCUGAGGCCGCGACGCCGCCAUUGCCUGAGCGACGGCGACCUGUCGACGGCCAUCGACACGAAGGCCGCUCUCGACUGGGCCUCGGCCAAGCAGCCGCCGAAGCCGCUCGGCUCGCCCUCCUCUUUGGCCGAAGACGACGACAGCUUCGAUGAGCCGGGCUCUCCCGACGCGUUUCUCGCGUGCGCCGAGACCCUCGCGACCGUAGAGGCCGUCGAGACGGUCGAGACCGCGGCUCCGGCCGUCCUCGCGACGCCCGUGCUGGGCGGCGAAGAGGCGACUGGGGCCGACAGUCUGCUCGACUCGUCGCUCGACGAGCCGGCCUCGUUCGAGGCGCUCGAAUCGAGCUCGCCCGAGACCAGCGACGCGUCGCUGGGGCUCGCCGAGCCGCGCAAGAAGCUCAGGAAGACGGUCACCUUCGCCGAUGAGCUCGGCAAACUGCUGACGGAGGUGCGCGUCUUUAACGAUCCCCUCUCGCGAUCCUGUCUCGCAUGUAAGCCCAGCAACAGUCGCUUCUGCUUCCUGUUGUACACUCACCUACCGAGCCUCUUGAUCCCCUCCUCUUCCCUAGUCAUGACUCUUCAGUUCGAGGGAAUUCGUCAAUCCCACCGGCCCACCCUCCUGCCAUUCUAA
Messenger RNA from Protopolystoma xenopodis, 1260 nucleotides. The record is from the annotation of a GenBank genome assembly. NCBI's taxonomy places the organism in Eukaryota, Metazoa, Platyhelminthes, Monogenea, Polystomatidea, Polystomatidae.